Messenger RNA from Seriola dumerili (greater amberjack), 1676 nucleotides. Its product is annotated as collagen alpha-1(XII) chain-like. The record is from RefSeq and is a predicted model, not a curated record. Bases 224 to 574 code for a protein of 116 amino acids. Lineage: Eukaryota; Metazoa; Chordata; Actinopteri; Carangiformes; Carangidae. The transcript is spliced from 5 exons.
UCCUGGCCAGGAUGGGUUGCCAGGCCAACCAGGCCAGCCAGGAUAUCCAGGGAAACCAGGCAAGCCUCCCUCAGACGAACAUCUUCUAAAGCUCUGCACUGAUGUUCUGCGUAACCAACUCCCAGCGCUGCUCCAGACCCUGGCCCCCCCAGCUAGGUGUGAACCCUGCCAGAGCGUGAAGGGACCCCCGGGCGAGCCAGGAGCACCGGGACCCAAAGGCUCCAUGGGAACUCCAGGUUACCCUGGCAGGAGUGGUGCUCCAGGUUAUCCAGGACCUCCUGGAAUGCAGGGUUCUGCAGGCCUCAAAGGUGACAUGGGACCACGAGGUCUGAAAGGCAGCAAAGGAGAAGGGUACCUUGGACCUCCGGGACCACCUGGACAGCCAGGAAUGCAGGGUCCUCGUGGCUUCGAUGGAAUCGGCCACCCGGGCAACCAGGGAAUUCCUGGAAAACCAGGACCACCGGGAGAUCUUGGUAAACGGGGGAACCCAGGACUUCCAGGCGUGUGUGAUGUUUCGAUGUGCUAUCAGACCUACAACCUCAGGGAACAUUACAGCAAAGGACCUAACGUCUGAUGACACAGCAGUGUGGCAGAGGCUGCUUUUGAUUCAAACACUCAAGGUGUUUCAAGGGGAGUUUUGAGGAGGAGAUUUACUGUAUUACUGAUUUACAGAGAUGUGUGUGACUCAUUUGUGGCAGAGUAUGUGGGGAAACAGCUGCACUGGAGGCAGAUAUAACCUCAUUAUUUGAGUUAAACUGAAAUGGGCAGGGUAUUGAUUCAUGAUUAUGGAGUUCAUGAUUAAAGACGGUCAGCAGGUUAGCAGUAGCUUUACUGUGAUACCUGGCUAGAAUGGCUACUUCAUACUUUAAACCUGCAAAGUUUGACAGCAGAUUUAAAUGGUGGUUUCUAGUUUGAUGAGCAGCAAAAUGGUUGUAACUGAGACGUGUUGUUUUUUUUUUGUGUGUGUAACCAGCAGGAGAAUUAGGAUUUGGAUUCACAUAACAAAAUGGCUACCUCCUCUUUUACCUGGGUUACUCUUUAAGUUAAGGAUACAGAAGGUUUCUCUAACAAGACAAGAUGCUAACAGGCUAGCAUUACCGUUAGCUUCAACAUUACAUGCAUGCACAAAAAAACAGAUAAAUCUAUUCAACAUUAUGUGGAAAAUAUAAAUACAAUUAAUAAAAGGUCGUCAUGCAUUAAAAUAAAAUCAAAUAAGACUUAUAAGGCAAAACCAAGUAGAGCAAGUCUUCCUUAAUUAACUAAUUUCUCAUUUAUUCCAAAGUAUGAGUCCAUACAUCUUUAGCUGCAUAAGUGGGAAUUAGCUCACUCACUGUGCUUGAAAGCUGUUUGGCUUCACCAGUUGAGAUUCACAUCAACCAGUGAGGUUAGGUCUACCUUCAGUGCAGCCAUGCGUCAGAGAAAUUGAUUGUAUCUUCGAAUUACGGGAAAGUACAGAACAUGCUUUCAUGGUAAACUGAGAUACGUCACAAUAAUUUUGUGAAAGGUUAAAUGUUUAGGUUGGUCAAAGAUAAGCUUAAAGUUCAUGAUGAAAUCACUCCAACUACAACAUUCUUAGUUAGCAGUGCAUCAUUUCACUCUCAGCUUCUUCUACAUGUAGUAAACCCUUCUGGUGAAAAAACAUAUUUCUACUGUGCUAAUCCAUCACUGUGACGGAA